This is a messenger RNA of Linum trigynum, 7107 nucleotides long. Lineage: Eukaryota; Viridiplantae; Streptophyta; Magnoliopsida; Malpighiales; Linaceae. The record is from the annotation of a GenBank genome assembly.
AUCAUUGUUUGACUUUACAAUAUUGCUUUUGGUUAUAUUGCAAGAGUCUCAUACUUAUUUAGGCUCUGAGAGUCCUUUUGGCAUCUAACUAUCUGUAGAUCAAUUGCCUUUCGAAAUGACUGUAUGAGACUAGGUCUAUCAAUCAACUGCAGGGGUAACAGCUCCUGAAAUUCGACCAAUCCUGAAACAUAUACUGUUCUUUUUGGUGAUCUUUUCCCAUUUUACUCCUGACAGCAACACCAAGCAUAAUAAUAGAGAAAUUUGGUGACUGUAUGUUGUAGAUACUGAGCAUGGUUACCCACCAUUUGCCUUUGCUUUCGGGUUAUAACUGGUUCUGAAGAUGGAACAACAAGAAUUUGGGGUAAAAUACUCUUUUGAAUAUCAAGGAUCGCAGCUACCUAGUCCAAUUGAAUAUCAAGGAUCACAGCUACCUAGUCCAAUAGAGAUAAAGUGACUGGUUGAUUUUAUAUAUUAUAUUUCUUUGAUAGAUAUAAUGCCAGUUUGAUGACAUUAGUUUGGAGACCAAGACCCCAACUAUAUCCAUGCCAAUAGGGGAUAAGUUUAGAAUGGUCAUUAGUGUGGAAGAGAAGGUGAUUGACUUUGUAAUUUGUAGUCAUUUUGAUAGUGUUUUUUCCCCCAGCUUCUAGAGAUCAGAACAGAAGAUGAGAAUCAGGAAGAAAAACUUAUUUCGAAUUUGUCUUGCGAGGUAGAAGUGGUGCUUUUUGGUGUUUCCGUUUUAUGUUAGGCAUUGGGAAAGCCUUUUGGUUAUGCACCGGCAAAUUUCGUCCCGAAUCUGGUUGCAAGUUUCUGAUAGCUACUUUAGCGAUAAUCUGAAUGCCCCAUCUGUAGUUUUAUGCUCAGUUUAUGAUAAAAUGGAGUAGCUUUUUCCAGAUUGCAAAAGUGGGAAGUGCAUCAGAGUAAUUGAUCAGGGGAAGGAUAAGAAGUUGAAAAGAUUCUCUACCUCCGUUAGAUGCAUUGCACUUGAUUCAAGUGACAGCUGGUUGGUAUGUUUUUGGGAAGAUACCAUUCUAGUUUGAUGCAUGUUCUGAUAUGAUUGAUGAAGGAUGUCUGUUGUUGUACAGUGGAUGAGAGGGAGACGAACAUACAAUCGUGUUUCCAAUGUUAAGAAGUGAAAUGUUUUGUCGAGUAUUGCUGACAGUUAACAAGGCUAAUAGUUGAACAGGGUGGCUUACCAAAACAUUGUCCAUGUUCAUAGGCUUGUAGCAGUGGUCAGAGCUUAUCAGUUUGGAAUCUGCACGCUUCCGAGUGCGUUUCGAGGACUUCUACUAGUGCAUCCAUGCAAGACAUGAUAUUCGACAACAACCAAGUAAAGCCAACUCUAUUCCAAGUGACCUCCUAAUGCACCAAACUUAAAAUUGGCCAAGAGCUAGUUUUUAUGGAUACGAUGAACAACCAAUUUUUUUGUAUACUGCAGUUAAUAUCAUUUCGGUUUGUUUUGGCUUUUCUUUUUCUUACCUCCCUCUCUUUAUUCCUUUCCUCUCUUCUUUGAGCAGCAUCUGCAUUUUGGUCUCUGAAAGUUUGUUGCAUCACAUAAUGUCAUAAUAUCAGGUACUAGCUGUUGGAUCAGAACCUUUCCUCAGUCGAUUCGAUCUAAAUGGGAAGAUUCUUUCACGAAUGCCAUGCGCUCCUCAGUCAGCAUUCUCUGUCUCUCUACAUCCAUCAGGGGUAUUCUUCUACUUCUCUCUCGGAAUACAUUUUUCUCGUAGUUACCUGUUUCUGAAAGCUAUAUCAAUCCUAUCUGGUUCAGUCCACUGUGAGCCAAAUCAUAGCACCACCACUAGGAAUGGAUAUGAAUGGCUGAACUAAUUGACACCCCUAGCACCCUCGCCGUGCUCCUUCUGAUGCAUUCGAAUCUUUUUUUUUUAUCAUUCUGGAUUCAGGUGACAGCAAUUGGAGGUUACGGCGGUCUUGUAGACGUGAUAUCCCAGGUUCGAAGCCACUACUGCACUUUCCGAUGCAGCCGAACAUAAAGAGAGAAAGCGAGAAUGUCUACAGUGUAUUUUUAUUCGCGUCACCUCUAGUAAAUCACGCGAGAGUUGCGUCUGCAAUCAGAAGCUGUCAGCAGCAACAUCUGGAUGAUCCCAUUUCAUUUUCAGACGAUUGCUGCAAAACAGUUAAAGAAGUUUAGGGGGGAACACCACAGCAACAGGAGAGGUCUCUCUGUUUUCAAUUGUAAAGACGAAUUGGGUGUCGCUGCGUCUUAGAACUUCUGUAGACAUGAUUUCUUUCAUCUUAACCCAAUUUGAUGUUAGUUAACCCUCUUAUCCCCAUGAAUCCAUCUGGAAACAUGCUUUCAGUGUCACUGUUGUGAAUUGUGAUCGAUCUCGGAUUCUCGGUGGUCGAGUAAAGUGGUAAAACACCACGGCAUAAUUUUUUUAUGGGCAGGAAUCGAACUCUCGAUCUCAUGAUGAAUGGACGAGACGACCAACCAAUUACCAUGCUGCGCUCUCUUGCUAGUCCACUGUUUUCCCUAGUCAGUAGGCGAGGAAAUGGGCUUCUGAGCCGAUCGAUCAUUCUAAAGGCCCAAUCCGAAUGGGCCGAGGAGUGGAAGCCCAGCCCGCAAGGAGUACGGAUCCGGGAAGGAAAAAAGAGAGACGGACAAAAGCGACGGUAUAUAUACAAGAACCGGAGCAAACCCUUCGCCUUCUCUAACCCUUUUGGCUUCCGCGAAAAAGCAAAAUACAAGACUAUCCCCAGCCGCAGCACAGCGGCAGCCAACCAGCAGCUCUCUCUCUCUCUCUCUUGUUCUCGACUUAGCGUUCCUUCUCUAUUAACUCCGUGAGAAGAACCGCUCAAAACCCUAGUUCUUCUUUCCCGAGACGAGACUACUCCUCGUCAAACCGCCUUCGUCAAAUCUCAGCAAUCGUAAACACACAGGUUUCCCCCUUUUUCUCCCUCUUCUCGCAUCUCGUCCUUGGUUCGCCGGUUGUUCUUCCCUUGAUUUCUUUUAUGCUGUGUCGUCGAUUUACCACCUGAGAAAUAUUGUUGUGCGGCUGGGACCUUACUGGGUUUCCGAUCUCUCUUUGAUCUGGAGUGUCAUGUUUAGCAUGUUCUAAAUGUUGAACUGGCGCAUCUAGACGCUGUGUAGAGUAAAUCUGCUUGAAUUUUCGGUUGAUUUGGUUCCUGUUUGUCCCGGUUUGUAUGGGAUGGGUUUCAUGUCAGAUUUUUUGGUUUGUUGUUGUGGUUCUCGGCUUCUUACGAGGUCGAUUUGUAUGGAUUUUGCAGGUUCAGAUAUGGCAGGACUAGCACCAGAUGGCUCCAACAAUUUUGAUGCCAAGAGCUAUGAUCAAAAGAUGAGCGAAUUACUUUUGGCUGAUGGACAGGACUUCUUUGCUUCCUAUGAUGAGGUCCACGAAACUUUCGACUCUAUGGGCUUGCAGGAGAAUCUUCUUAGGGGCAUUUAUGCAUACGGUUUUGAAAAGCCAUCUGCUAUCCAGCAGAGGGGAAUCGUUCCCUUUUGCAAGGGGCUCGAUGUGAUUCAGCAAGCCCAGUCUGGAACUGGAAAGACUGCUACUUUUUGUUCUGGUAUCCUGCAACAACUUGAUUAUGCCCUGGUAGAAUGCCAGGCUCUUGUCUUGGCGCCAACUAGGGAGCUGGCCCAGCAGAUUGAGAAGGUUAUGCGGGCACUUGGUGAUUAUCUUGGUGUCAAGGUCCAUGCUUGUGUUGGUGGAACCAGUGUCCGUGAGGAUCAGCGCAUCCUUUCCAGUGGAGUCCAUGUAGUUGUCGGUACCCCUGGUCGUGUCUUUGACAUGCUUCGUCGACAAUCCCUUCGAGCUGAUUCCAUCAAGAUGUUUGUCUUGGAUGAAGCUGAUGAAAUGCUUUCCCGUGGAUUCAAGGACCAGAUCUAUGACAUUUUCCAGCUGUUGCCGCCAAAGAUUCAAGUCGGUGUGUUCUCUGCAACAAUGCCACCAGAGGCUCUGGACAUCACCAGGAAGUUUAUGAACAAACCAGUUAGGAUCCUUGUGAAGCGUGAGGAGCUCACCUUGGAAGGUAUCAAGCAGUUCCAUGUCAAUGUGGAUAAGGAAGAGUGGAAGCUGGAGACACUCUGCGAUCUCUACGAGACCCUAGCCAUCACCCAGAGUGUCAUCUUCGUGAACACCAGGCGCAAGGUGGACUGGCUGACCGACAAGAUGAGGAGCAGAGACCACACUGUCUCUGCCACUCACGGUGACAUGGACCAGAAUACUAGGGACAUCAUCAUGAGGGAGUUCAGGUCUGGCUCAUCCCGUGUCCUGAUCACCACCGACCUCCUUGCCCGUGGUAUUGAUGUCCAGCAAGUCUCCCUUGUCAUCAACUACGACCUCCCCACCCAGCCUGAGAACUACCUGCACAGGAUUGGUCGUGGUGGUAGGUUCGGAAGGAAAGGUGUGGCUAUCAACUUUGUCACCAAGGAUGACGAGAGGAUGCUCUUUGACAUCCAGAAGUUCUACAAUGUGGUGAUCGAGGAGCUCCCAGCCAAUGUUGCGGAUCUUCUGUGAGGAAAGGCAUUUUGAUGUGUUGCUGCCUUCCUUUGCCUUGAAUGAAUGAGUGAAGAGAGAUUAUGAUGGAUGGGAGACUAUGUGAACCGGUGUCUUUGUACUCUCUUUUGUCUUCGUUUUUUUAUGUUUUGAUGCUUUUCUUUUUUUGGGUUGGGACUUGGUAGUAUUCACUAUGGAGAGUAGAAGUCUUGUUCUGUUGUGAAAUUGUUCCAAUUUUGAAUUCUAGCAGCUAGUAGUUGGGUUGCAUUGUGGAAUACUUCUAUUUAAUACAGAUGUCUGUAUUUUUCAUCCGUUGCUUCCUUCCUGGUGGGUUCUCAGCUUUUCGACCAUUGCUCUUAGUUUGCGGUUGCCUGUGACGACGGGAACUCGGCAAGCUAGCAAUCAGCUUAGCAAUGAAGGAACUCCGUUUCUUUUCGUUCUUGUCAGUUUUCAGAUUGUUGUUGUCGAAAUCACAAUGCACUUUCUGAACCCUUGUCAGCUUCCACUUGGAUCUGAAUUGCGCAGAAAUGUGGAAACUGACAUAAGUAGUUGUGGGUCUUUUUAAACAAGCUAUGAAAAGUUAUAAAGUUGAGAGAUUAGGAGAUUCUAGUAGGAAGGUUGGGUCUUUUCCUUUUGUGGGUUUUAUUCGCUUAGCUUGUCCCAAUUAUCCGAGUUAUUUAUGGAUUGAUCGGUAUCAAAUUGCAGUUCUACUAUAUAUAUAUUGAUCAAUAAUCCUCUACAUUUUCACCGGUUCACAUUUGUUCGGGUUAUUUUUGGAUAAAUCGGUAUCAAACUGUUGUUCAACUAUACCUAUAUUCACCCAUGUUUGACGUUAUUCACGUGUCAGACGAAAAUUAGAAAGAACAGCCCAAUAAACAAUCGAUUAGGCCAGAUGUCCAAAUCACAAGACGGCCAACCCAUCACAUUUUGAUUCAUGAAGCCGAAACUUACCGACUUCAAUAGAUUUUCCUCAUAACUAAAUCUACACGAUCGAGAUUUUUUUCUAAAUGGGAUUAUUCCCACAUCCAACUCAAGAUAGACAUCUUGCUCUCUCUUCUCCCAAUUCCUUUCCUAUAUUAGAGUUAAAACAUGAAUGAAUAAGUGGAAACACAAACUGCCAACACAUUUUCCAAUCAACGAACCACCCAAAUUAAGGUAUGAUCAUCAUCUAAUAUAUACUAAUAUAAUCAGGUUCCCACUUAGGCCAAAGUCUUGCUCACAAAACUAAACAAGAAGUAGGCCGAGGUGUCGCUCGACAUCCCUCUUCUCAAGGUUUUUUUGUUUGUUUUAGAAACACGUCGAGAGGUUGGAAAGCAUUGAUAUCUCAUAUCAGCUUUGUCUUGUCCUUUUUCAGAACGUAGCAAGUUUGUCAACCCGCGAGUCGAUCCGUGGGUUGACCCACUUUGAUCCUCACCUGGUGAAAAAAACGGGCCGCACGCACCCGCCUGGUCGACCGCUAUAAGGUACCGGGUUGGAGGUCAAAUUGUGUCAUUUUUUUCUUUGUUUUGCGAAAUGCGCUUAUUUUCCGAAUUUUCUUUUCGCCUAACUCAAUCUUUGGAAUCCUAAGUUGAACAUUUGAAUAUUAAUGUUAUAUAAGUGUGUGUAAAUUUUCACUAUAUGUUGAAUCUAAGUACGAAAUGUUAUUUUGGUGUAAUAUUAUAUGUUAUAACUCAUAUGUUAGAUGAGAUUUGAUAUAAUUUAUCAGGAUAAGUACAAUAUAAUGACGUUUUUCAUAUUUCCGGGCUAAACCGGACUAAAAUAGGUGACCCAUUAACUCUUGACCCACUAGCUCAACCGGAUACAGGUCAACCCGCGGAUUGACAACGUUGGAACGUAGCUUGAAAUCAAGUUGGGGAAGGAAAACUGAAAAUGAAAAGUCGCCAAAAAAGGUUCCAAGUGGUGUUCUCCCAAUGUGUCCCACCUCCAACACGGUUAAUUGCACUUCUAGAAAAAGCUUAAAAAAACUUGACAUCGCGUAUUAGGCGAAGGAAAGAGAGUUUGGUAACAACUUGCAAGCUUUCUUUGUCCCAUUCAUUUCUUAAAUCUAUUAGGUCUUUUAUGAUAAUGGUCUCUAGUUGAAAUGCUAUGUGGGUUGAGUUUGUACGAUAGAUAUGACUGGACACAUAGGCAUAUAGGUCAUGUGAAAUUAAGAUUAUGCUAUGCGAGAUCGUGAUAAGGUGAUUUUGUAUUGGCCAUAUAAAUGAUUGUCUAUGGAAGAUAUGAUUUUGUCUCUUCGUGGAAAGAUGCUUUAAAUGGACGAGCGCGCUCCAUUAAGUUGAGGAUUCAUCUGUAUUUUUGGCUGGUAUCUGUGGUGUCUCGACCUUACGCUUACACCAGGACACCACAAAUACCAAUGCUCAUCUAAUACUAAGUGUAAGUCAAAUUUAGAAAUACUCAUGUAAAGGAUGAUUCAAGAUAGAUUGACUCAUUAUAACAUGUGAUUGGAAGCAAACAUGUACAACAUUUCGCUUGUCAAUUAAAUAACAAAAAAAAAUCCCUCUGAAUUUUAAAACAAAUACUGCAAGAUAUAUGAAUCCAGAUUGUUCUCGAGAUUGAGUCUCACAAUAAGUCGUAGCUACUUUCUUUUACAGACUGGUCAAAAUAUCAUAAAUAAAUAAGAGCAAAUAUG